Messenger RNA from Alternaria alternata, 1590 nucleotides. RefSeq names its product integral membrane protein. The coding region runs from base 345 to 1163 and encodes 272 amino acids. NCBI's taxonomy places the organism in Eukaryota, Fungi, Ascomycota, Dothideomycetes, Pleosporales, Pleosporaceae. The transcript has 3 exons. Gene Ontology annotation, cellular component: cytoplasm; membrane. The record is from RefSeq and is a predicted model, not a curated record.
UAUCCGCUGGCAAAAAGCAUCAGGGCGAACAGGUACGCAGUUUCCAAUGCAGCUCAGGUGUCUCGCAUAGCACCACCGUACGCAAAGAGUCUGUAGAGACAGCAGGCUGGACAGCAAGAGGUUUAAUCAUCCAACCGAGGUCGUUGUUGUUGUCAGAUCACGACACCUGCUUCCGCGUCUUGUCGGCGCUAAAGCUUGGACCCGAGGUGUUUACCUCCCCAGCCAUCCGUCGCCGUCCAGCUCGUCGACACCCGCACUCCCCCACAAACAUCUCGUCGACUGCAGCAUCAUCUUCUACACGCGCCCAUCUGCCGUUUGCUGCUGUCGCAUCGCAUUGAGGCGCCAUGUCGGUCAAAUUCGAGAAGGAGACGACGACCAAGACGACAGCCGCUGUUGCCGACGCUCUGGAAGGAAAGGAUGGAGUGAUGCACAAUCUCGGGCAGGCUCUGACCAAAGGCGGCGGUCCCAAUGGAUACCUCGCUGCAUACCUCAAGCAGCUGCAGAGCAACCCGUUGCGCACCAAGAUGCUAACUUCGGGUACUCUGUCUGGUCUCCAAGAGUUCCUGGCCUCGUGGAUCGCCCACGACAGGAGCAAGUCGGGUCAUUACUUCACCUCGCGUGUCCCCAAGAUGGCUAUCUACGGUGCCUUGAUCAGCGCGCCCCUUGGACACGUCUUGAUUAGCGCCCUCCAGAAGGUCUUCCAGGGGCGCAAGAGCUUGAAGGCAAAGAUCUUGCAGAUUCUCUUCAGCAACUUGCUUAUCUCGCCCAUCCAGAACAGUGUGUACCUCGUCUCCAUGGCCCUCAUCGCAGGCGCUCGUACCUUCCACCAAGUCAAGGCGACGGUCAAGGCUGGUUUCUGGCCUGUCAUGAAGGUCAGCUGGAUCGUCUCGCCCAUCUCUUUGGCAUUCGCUCAGCAGUUCCUGCCUGAGACCACCUGGGUGCCCUUCUUCAACAUUGUCGGUUUCAUCAUCGGCACAUACAUCAACGCGCAUACCAAGAAGAAGAGGUUAGCUGCUCUCAGGCGAAAGCACUACGGUGACGGCAGCGGCAGGAGUCAGGGUCCGGGUUCGCGCCCUAGUUCGCGCCCUGGCUCGCGUCCCGGCUCCGUCAGUGGAAGGCCUGUCGACGAGUAUGGCCGUCCCGACGACCGCCCACGCUACUAAAUGACAGGCCUGGUAAUGACAGCGCGAUUGUCCGGAGUCCUGUUCGCUGUUAUAUACCGAUCGACCGUAGGAACCCCAACGGUCAGAAUGAGGCAUCACCCGUCUUUGCUCAUGUGUUACGACAAACUCGGGGAACGAGAUUCGGCUACCAGUCAGGCGCUUCACCAUCUAGUGCGCUUUCAUGUUCGGUCCCCUUUACGUGCUUUGUAUAUCCCAUCUGUUUUUCUGUUAAAUCACUGGAACCGCGACUGGCGUUCGUUGCGGUUACCACCAAAUAUACACUAUUACUUCCACCUACUAUUCGACCGCUCCCACCUGUAUUAUGUCGCCAUCACGUCUAACCCAUACAAAAACACGUCUCCGUUGGUACUGACAUUCGUUAGGCUGAGCGAAGAGGCGGCGUUGGAAGCCGUCCGCCUAUCAGAAC